Messenger RNA from Triticum aestivum (bread wheat), 4500 nucleotides. Its product is annotated as putative receptor-like protein kinase At3g47110. Bases 1 to 4500 code for a protein of 1499 amino acids. Gene Ontology annotation, biological process: protein phosphorylation. NCBI's taxonomy places the organism in Eukaryota, Viridiplantae, Streptophyta, Magnoliopsida, Poales, Poaceae. The transcript is spliced from 6 exons. Gene Ontology annotation, molecular function: ATP binding; protein kinase activity; protein binding. The record is from RefSeq and is a predicted model, not a curated record.
AUGGCUCGUCGCAUCGCCAUGAGCUUCCUAUGUUCACUUGUUGCCGUCCUGCUGAUCGUCCAUGUGAGAGCAAGCGAUGAGGCCGCAUUGCUUGCUUUCAAAGCGCAGCUCAGCCAUGGCGGCUCGCUGGCCUCCUGGAACAGCAGCACCAGCUUCUGCAGCUGGGGAGGCAUCACAUGCAAUCACCGGAGGCCAGCGCGGGUGGUGGCGCUAAGAUUGAAUGGCGCCGGGCUCAUCGGAGCACUCUCCCCGGCCAUCGGGAAUCUCACAUUCCUGCAGACACUCAACCUGAGCUUUAACUCACUCCACGGGGACAUUCCGGCUAGCCUCAGCCACCUCCAUCACCUGCAGAAUCUCAUCUUGAAUGACAACUCCUUCUCCGGCACAUUACCUGUGAACCUGAGCUCCUGCAUCAGCAUGACCAAAAUGAAGCUGCGCAACAACAAGCUUGGCGGGCGCAUCCCGUCUGAACUCGGCGAGAAGCUCACGUUCCUGGCAGUGCUCUCGCUGAGAAAAAACAGCUUCACAGGGCCCAUCCCGGCAUCACUGGCCAAUCUGUCCUAUCUACAAUUCCUGGAUCUCUCCAGUAACCAGCUCGUGAGCUCAAUUCCACCAGAGCUCGGAAGUUUCCAGAGCAUGCAAUAUUUCAAUCUCGCCCUAAACAACCUCUCCGGUAUGAUCCCACCUUCUCUCUACAACUGGUCGUCCUUGGAAGUAUUUGAUGUAGGAGUUAAUAUGUUGCAUGGAAGCAUUCCCGAUGAUAUCGGAAGCAGGUUCCCCAAGUUGGAAAGUCUUUACUUGGGUACCAAUGACUUCACAGGAAUCAUCCCUUCCUCAAUAUCCAACAUAUCUUCUCUCAGAUCACUUGACCUCGUGCAUAACACAUUUAGUGGGUAUAUGCCUCCCACUUGGGGGAGGCUCGGAGCUCUCCAAUAUCUAAACUUGGCACACAAUAAAAUUGAAGCGAAUGACAACAAGGGGUGGGAAUUCAUCACAUCAUUGGCAAACUGCAGCCAACUGCAGGUAUUGGCACUCAGCAACAAUUCUUUUGGAGGACAACUACCGGGUUCAAUUGUGAACCUCUCAACGGCUCUCCAGCAGUUAUACUUAACGGACCAUAGGGUCUGUGGGAGUAUUCCUGCAGAUGUCGGCAACUUGGUUGGUUUGCAAUUACUUAUGAUAGCAAAUACUUCCAUAUCUGGAGUGAUUCCAGAGAGCAUCGGUAAGCUAGAAAACUUGAUCGAGUUAUUCCUGUAUAAUAAUAGCUUGUAUGGCCUCAUACCGUCAUCGCUAGGGAACCUUUCGCAGUUGGGUAUCCUUGCUGCACACAAUGGCAACUUGGAGGGGCCAAUUCCAACAAGCCUGGGGGAGUUGAAAAAACUUUUUAUACUCGAUCUGGCAAUGAACUAUAGACUUAAUGGUACAAUACCUAGAGAGAUUUUGGAAUUGCCUAGCCUUUCUUGGGGACUGGACUUGUCGUACAAUUCCCUUUCUGGACGCAUUCCUGAUGAAGUCCGUAGCUUGACAAACCUAAACCAACUGAUUCUAUCAGGAAACCAGUUAUCUGGCAAGAUACCCGACAGUAUUCAAAAUUGCAUAGUGUUGGAACGGCUAUUCUUAGACAACAAUUCCUUUGAGGGAAGCAUACCUCAGUCACUGACAAAUAUAAAGGGCCUUAGUGUAUUGAACCUGGCCAUGAAUAAGUUCUCUGGUGAGGUGCCAAACGAAGGUGUUUUCAGAAACAUCACUUACUUAGCAGUUGUGGGGAAUAUCAAUUUGUGUGGUGGUACACCUCAACUUCAUUUGGCUCCAUGCUCCAUAAGCAAGAACAGAAAAAGGAUGCCAAAGUUUCUAGCAAUUUCUCUGGCGACAACAGGAGCAAUCUUAUUCUCGCUUUCAGUUAUUCUUCUUCUUUGGAUACUUUGUAAGAAACUCAAACCAAGCCAGAAGACAUUAGCACAAUAUUCAAUUGUUGAUGACCAUUACAAGAGAAUCCCCUAUCAUGCAUUAUUGAGAGGAACUAAUGGAUUUUCAAAAGUCAACUUGCUUGGGAGAGGAAGUUAUGGUGCAGUUUAUAAGUGUGCUUUGGACACUGAUGAAAGAACAUUGGCUGUCAAGGUGUUUAAUAUUGGUCAAUCUAGGUAUUCCAAGAGUUUUGAGGCUGAAUGUGAGGCCAUGAGAAGGAUACGACACCGUUGUCUCAUUAAGAUCAUUGCUUCUUGUUCGAGCAUCAACCACCAAAGUCAAGAGUUCAAGGCAUUGGUUUUUGAGUUCAUGCCUAAUGGCAACUUGGAUGGCUGGCUUCAUCCGAAAUCUCAAGAGCCCACUAUAAACAACACGAUCAGCCUUGCCCAGAGGCUUGAUAUUGCUGUUGAUAUUAUGGACGCAGUAGAGUAUCUGCACAACUACUGUCAACCAUUGGUAAUCCAUUGCGACCUUAAGCCAAGCAACAUUCUUCUUGCUGAAGACAUGAGCGCACGAGUUGGAGACUUUGGCAUAUCAAGGAUCCUUCAUGAAAAUACAAGAGAGGGGAUGCAAACUUCAUAUGGGUCAACUGGAAUUAGAGGUUCCAUAGGAUAUCUUGCUCCAGAGUAUGGAGAAGGCUCUGUAGUCUCAACAGCUGGUGAUAUUUAUAGUCUUGGCAUAUUGCUGCUUGAGAUGUUUACCGGAAGGAGCCCAACAGAAGGCACGUUCAGAGAUUCAUUGGAUUUGCAUAAGUUUGUCAAGGAUGCUUUUCCAGAAAGAACCUUUGAGAUAGCUGACCCAACAAUGUGGUUGCACGGCGGACAACAUGAUAACGCUGCAAGUAUUAGAAUCCAGGAGUGCUUGCUGCGUAUUCUGGUGCUGGGCAGCCUCUUCAUCCAGUGCUUCCUCUUCUUCUCCUCCGUGGUGCGCAGGUGUGCUCUUCCAUCUUGGCUCAGACUGUUUAUGUGGCUUGCCUACCUAGGCGGGGAUGCUCUGGCAAUAUACGCCCUGGCCACCCUCUUCAACCGCCACAAGCAGCUGCCCGCCAAUGGGAGCGGCCUCGAGGUCCUGUGGACGCCUAUCCUCCACAUCCACCUCUGGGGCCAGCACCCGAUGACUGCCUACAACAUCGAAGACAACGAGCUGUGGGCGCGGCAUGCCAUAACCGUGGUGUCCCAGGUCACGGUGGCCCUCUAUGUGUUCUGCAAGUCGUGGUCCGGGGAGAAGAGGUUACUGCAGGCCGCAAUCUUGUUGUUCGUCGUUGGGAUCAUUAGAUCCAUCCAGAAGCCAUGGGCUCUGAAGAACGCCAGUAUCAGUGGCAUGGUCGCCUCUUCCUUCCCAUCCGCGCGAAGGGAACAAGAUAGGUUGUUGAAACACAUGCUCCGUAUGUCAUUUGGGAUCCUCUACACAAAAAUGACGAUGAUAUUCAGUGGCCUUGGCUGUUGUUUGCAUCUCUUGCUUCCAUUCCUGACCUUAGCUUCUGCCAUCCUCUUCUUCACAAGCCAGAAAUAUCAUGACUACAAGGCAACAGAUGUCAAGAUAACUUACAUCUUGUUCUUUUGUACCAUGUUGCUGGAUUUCCUAUUGCUAUUGCUCGGUCCUUGGGUCGCAUUCUUUGGAUUUGUUAAGGUUCCCCAAUAUAGUUUCUGGUCGUUCUGUGCUCGUAAAAAGAAGCCCACUAUUUUGAUGAAGCUUGCCAUAGCUGUCUGCUGCAAGGACUAUGUUAACAUGCAUUGUUAUAUAGAACAAGAACCAGCGGGAUCCUUAGCAGUUACAGAGUUGAUUAUUGGAUAUGUGACGGAUGGGUGGAAACAAUACAUCCACGACGCUGCCAGCUACAGGAGGUUCAAUAGCCGCAGGGGCCACUGGACUCUGCGGACGCAUCGUCAUCUGGGGUGGAGCUUGAACAUGGCGUUCGACAGAAGCGUCCUCCUCUGGCACAUCGCCACAAACCUCUGCUUUCACCACCAAAGAACAACCCCUUACGGCCAACGUCGCGCCGCUCGAAGCAGAGUGAUAUCCCACCACAUGGCUUACCUGCUUUCCAUCAGUCCUGAGAUGUUGAUGCUCGGAACUAGGAACAGUAUCUUCACUGUUGCCUGUGAUGAUGUCGAGAUCAUGAUGGGUGGCAUGUUAGUACCGGACGUAAGAGGACUUGCACAGGGAAUUCUUCACAGGGCUCAACAACCUCCCUCGUCACACACCAGCAAGAUAGGAGCUUUGGUUCCCAAUGCAUGCAGGCUUGCUGAAGCGUUGAUGGAGCUGCGCGAUGAAGGGGAGAGGUGGAAGGUGGUCCAGGGGGUAUGGGUGGAGAUGCUAUGCUACUCUGCCGGUAGGUGCAGGGGGUACUUGCAUGCCAAGAACAUGAGUGAAGGCCCGGAGCUGCUCUCUCAAGUUUGGCUCCUCUUGUCAUUCAUGGGGAUGGAGACGUCCGUCGACAGGUAUCAGAAGCCGGAGCCUCCCGAAACCAAGGAAGAACAAGAAGAAGGUGGUGAAGGCAGAUCCGUCGAGCACGAGAUCCAUAUAUCUGUUUAA